Zophobas morio is the source of this 3497-nucleotide messenger RNA. RefSeq names its product MATH and LRR domain-containing protein PFE0570w-like. The record is from RefSeq and is a predicted model, not a curated record. The coding region runs from base 549 to 3473 and encodes 974 amino acids. The transcript is spliced from 3 exons. NCBI's taxonomy places the organism in Eukaryota, Metazoa, Arthropoda, Insecta, Coleoptera, Tenebrionidae.
GGUUGGAUGAGAUAGAGCUUAAUAAAGUUAUAAAAAGGUUUUUAAAGUGGAUUACCACCUAUAACAAGUGUUUAAGCUCUGGGUUAAAACCCGGCGACAUCGAUACCUUUUCUAAACUUUCUUUACCGCCCAUCCUUAAAAAGUCUAUCUUUCAUGGCUACAAGCAGUUUUUAAACUUUUGGUUUCAUAAUAUUACGGGGAUAUUCCAUUCUCCUGUAGCUUUUGAUGGCAUAAUUGUUGAUCCUUCUGUUAACAUUGCGGGAUCUUUUAAAGCUCUGUCUAGAGGGCGAGACGGGAGAUACUAUUUAGUCGAGUGGAGACGAUCCACUAAGAUUACGAAACCAGGCGUUGAUCCUAUUCAUUUUGUUACCCUGAAGCCCCCUUUUGAAAAGUACCCACAGAGCCGUUACUACGAGUGUGCUCUUCAUUUAAACUUAUACCGAGCAAUAUUAGAGAAAUCUUAUAAUCUCCUCGUUGAUCGCCUUAUUCUCGUUCAGUUCAACUUAGAAGCGAAAGAUUAUUCGUACUUAUUGACAGAAGUUGAACACAUGCCGGAAGUAGACCAGCUACUACAGCGGCUAUCCUUGCCGCCUCUAAUUAGUAUUAAAAAGUUUUCUCUAAGAGGCGAGGAGGAGAGCGAAGAAACUUCGGAAGAAGGAAGUGAAGAUGAACUUGUUGACGAAAAUAAAGGGAAAUUUGUUCAAAGAAAUUAUGAAAGAUCAAAUGAAAGGAACACUUUUGAUAUUGACGAAAGCGAAGAAACUUCGGAAGAAGUAAGCGAGGAUGAAGAGAGUCAAAGGCAAAUAACGCUCGAAAAUGAAAGCGUCGGGGAUUUUGAAAGAGUUUUUGAAAAAAGUAAAAGUAAAGGAUCAACUAGAAAGAGUACAUAUGAGGAAACUUCGGAAGAAGUAAGUGAAGAUGAAGACAGUCAGAACCACUUAACAAGCGAAGAAGAAAGCGUCGAUAAUUAUGAAAGAGAUAUCAAAAAAAACAAGAAUAAAGGAUCAUUCAGAUCGGUAGAAGUAAGCGAAGCUGGAGAGAAUCAAAAACAGUUAACAAGUGAAGAAGAGAGCGGCUAUGGUUAUGAAAGGGAUUCUAAAAAAAGUAAGAAUAAAGACUUGUUAAAGUUGGAAAGCAGCAGUAAAGGCCAGCCUAGAAAAGUAGAAAAGAUGGCGCCCCGUAAAGUGUAUGCGUGUGAUCAACGUGAAGUAAAUUUCGGAGUCCUUAAGGAAGAUUAUCAGGGAUUUAGAAAAGCGGAGCUAAUUAAGAACAGAUCCAAUGUUAUUAAUUCUAGUGGAAUAGAAAGAGUCAUUCGCAGAAACGUUAAUAGUGAAGUUAAGAAGGAGAGUGAGAACGAAGCAACCGGGAAAAGUAUUAAAAAUUUUGAGUUUAACGAAAAAAAUAAGAAAGUUAAUUCGAAAAUUAGGUCGAAGGUGAACAGUGUAAGUGCUAAUCACGAAAGGAAAAUCUGGAGGGCAACUGGCCGUAAAAUAUAUGUGGGAGAGGAGAGCGUUGAACCGUCUGAAGGAGAGUACGAGAGAGAAGGGAAAAAGGGAGUUUUAAACGAGAAUCGUGUUGAUCUUGUUACUCGAAAAAUACGGAGCGUCGUAAGUUGUGAAAAAGAUGUUAAAGAUGAAAGUGAAGAAGAAGUGAACAGCGCUAAAGAUUUCGUAGAAGAAUAUGAAAGUAUAAGGAAGAUAGAGAAAUUAAAGAAGAAUAACUUGAAAGAUAAUGUGAAAAUGGUUAUUAGCAACAAAUAUGAGGACGACGACGAAUCAAAAAGUGUUAUUAGAGUAAACCAAGAAAACUGGGCUCGUGAUUUAGAGGAAAAGAAUAGAAAUUUUAGAAAAAAGCAGAAACUUAAAACUGUGUAUAUCGGCGUAAGUAGCAAAGAUGAAGUGAUUGGUUCUCAAGGAAGUGUUAAAAUUCAGAGUGAUAAAGAGAGUAUAAAUAACUCUACUAAAUCACAGCAACUCUUUUUACGAGAAAAAAAGAAGGCUAUAGAGCCCGAGGAAGUUCAUGAAAACGUCAAAAUGAAAAGAUUUAUAAAAAAGGAAAGAGAAGGAAUUAUUAAGCCAGAGAGGAAAGAGGAUAACAUUUGUAAAAAAAAUAAAGAUAAGUAUGAAAGACAACGGGAAAAGGUUAACUUUGAACGAGUGCACAAAGUUAUAAACUUAAAUAUCCAAAGGAAAAUCGUUAGCAGUAAAAAAAUUUAUAGUAAAGGUAAAAGAGAUAAAAGAGGCAAUAUAAGUAAUAACGCUCCUACUAAAAAGCCUUUAUUACAACUAAAUGAGAGCACCGACUUUGUAAAAGGACACAUUGAAGAUCGUGGAAGAAUAAAUAAUUUGAGAAAGAAUGCUUAUAUAACAUGCGAGGAAGAUGAUAGCGGUGUUGAAAAAAAGAACACUGACGAGCCAAAUUAUGAUUCAGAUGUGAAUAGUUACACUGAAGUGCGGUCUCGGAAAAGUGAAGAAGAAAAGGGAAUGAAAAAUAAAGGAAAGAUAGUGCAUAGGGAAGGAAAAGCUUGGAUGAACAGCUUCUUUGAAGGUAAUAAUAGAAGAGAAGAGGGCACUGAUGAGCCGGAUGAGGAUCUUUAUAAAAAAGGAAAAGUUUGUGCGAAUGAGAGUGAUGAUGUCAAAAAAGAACGUUAUAAAGGAUCUGAUGGGGAGCGAGAUGAUAUAUUUAGUUAUGCAAAUGAAGAAAGCAAAAUUGAAAAAACAGUGAAAAAUAGAGAAAAACUAGUGGUUGGGAGUCGCUUUUAUGGAAGUAAUGCUAAUAAAGAAAGUACUGAUGAAUCUAAUGAGGAGCAGGAGAAUCUGAUUCAUAAUAAAAAAGGACAAUUGCUGUAUCAGGAGAGUGAGGAUAAAAGCGAAGAUAAUAGUGGGGGUAUGCCAAGCAGCGAGAGUGAAAAAGAAGGAAUGAAUAGCGUCCAUGCAUCUGGACAAGAGUAUGUAAGAGCAAGAGUUCAGCAAAUAGCAAAGACGAAAGUUGAACCAAAAGAUAAAGUUAAUUUGCAUGAACUUGACUUUAAAUUUGGAGAACUUACUAUUACUGAUACUGAAAAUAAUAAGUUUGUUAUUAAGGAAAACGCAGAAACGUGUAACUCAUAUACGAAUGAGGAUUUUAUUGUAGAAGAAAAUAAAUUUAGCAUGGGUCGCUUUGAUAAUAAGGAAAACGAGGACGUUAUUGUAGGGAAGAAAGAAUUUUUAAGUAAGGGAAAUCUUUUAUUAUCCAGUUCUGCACGGGAUGCAUUAAGUAGUCCCUGCAGCCCUAAGAAUUGUACAGAUAACAAAUGUAAUACUCAGGUUAUAGAUAUUGAUAACGAGGAUGAGGACAGUGAAGAGCCCUUAGAAAGUGAGGAUUGUGCAGAGGAUAGUGAAUUUGAGGAGGAAGAUGACGAGGAAGAUGAGAGCGAAGAUAGUGAUGAUGAUGAGGGAAGUGAACGGACUGAGGAAGAUGACGAUGUGGGUUAAACUGUUUGUGGUAUGAUGAGAGAA